AAUUCUCGACAACAAGCCCGUUCGUCCUCCCAUAGUAUCGACUUUGGCGCAAAGAUGACAAGAGCUUGCAGCGCAGGGUCUUGAGGAAGAGAGUGAGGAGGUAGUGUGAAUCUGCGCCUAAAACUCCCUUCUGUGUCAUCAUGUAAAGAUUUCGUUACCCCUUGUGCUGAACGCUGUGAUGUGGUCGCAGCUAACCUCAACAUCACCAUAACAACAACAGAUUUUUCGUGUUCGUCUCCACAUGAUGUUUACCUCCCGUGUUCAUUACCUUCUCCCAUCAUGCAAUAGAUCGCUGAGGCGUGUGUUGGUUACCUCUUAUGAUAGACGAUAUUAGGAAAGGAAAACACUAAGAAGAGAUUAGACCAUUAUUUUUAUCUUUAACCUAACCUAACUGAAUCUAACCUAAGCUAAUCAAAAUCUAACCUAACUUGACCCUACUCAACCUAACCCAACUUUAGCUAACCUAACCUUAUUCAACCUAAGUCAACCUAACCAAACCUAACCUAAGUAGUAUUUCAAUUUGGUUCAAGUUUAAUUCCUUUGCAUCACAUGAAAAGUGUUGAUGGUUUAACUGUUCGGAGUCUUGGUCGGUUUUCCUAAUAUUGACUAUAAUAUAAUCAAAAAAUAAUGUUAUGCAAAUUUGUCCUGUAAAAAACCUUUUGCAAAGGUGAAUAAGCUCCGUACCAGCUUAUUUUACCGAAAGAUUAACCACCCUAACCUAACCUAAGCUAACCUAACCUAACCUAACCUAACCUAACCUCAUCCCUUCGAAUACCAUUAGGGUGAUUAAUCCUCAAGUGAAAUAAGCUGGGGUGGAAAUUCUACAGUGAUCCAAAGUCCUUAAUAAUACUUUGUUGGAAGCUGAUUAAAAUGGCCUGGUAAACUAAUGGAGCAAGUUAUACUGUAGUAACUUAUAUAAAUCAGAAAUUAAAAAAAAAAUCAUAAACUUGAUAAACUUUCUGGCAGGAGGAAGUUGGCAACCAUAUGUAAACAUUGACACUUGGCAACCACAUGUUAAACACAUACUUGAAACCCCCGAAAAAUAAACACACUCUUCAUAUGACAGAUGCAGACAAUAUAAGCCACCGUCCGUUUUCUACAUAUAAACAACAACAACAAUGAAUGUAAACAAGAACUAUGAACAUUCCUAUUGUAAACGUAAACGAGAAACGUUCAUAUCGUAGUUGUAAACAAUUAUUAUGUUAGCUAAACAACAUCAAAGUUUAUACAUCAAAGAAAUAACAUUUGUAUUAUAAACAAUAUCAACGGACAUCUCAUGUAAACAAACAAAGCUCAUGCUCUAGACGUAAACAAUAUGAACAUUCAUAUUGUAAUUUUAAACAGUCAAAGUUUACAUAUGUUUGCCUUGUAAGACGUAAACAAUAUGAACAUUCAUAAUGUAGUUUUAAACAGUCAAAGUUUACAGUACAUAUGGCUACCUAAGAGUGAAGAGAGAUUCAUGGUAUCAUUAUCAUCAGUAUGAUUCUUUAGAGCGAAGAUCCACGAUGUGAUAUGGAAAGUCUUUAGGGUGUCAUACAAACGUGGCACAUUGGUCACUCACUACCUAACUCGAAUAAUUUUUGUUUAUUUUUAGUUUAUCCAUCAUUGUCACUUGGAUUACAGUGAAAACUCUAUUUAACGGUCUAUAUGGUGAGGAAGUUCAUUAUAUCAAGGUUCUGUUAGAUGUGAAACCCAGAUAUAAUGGUAUAUAUUGAGAUGAGUCCUUUAUAUGGAAGUUUUCACUGUACUGUAUUUGUAAAUUUGAGUUUAGUUAAUGUGUGAACUUUGAGUGACUUUCCAUACUGCCUCGUCAACUACUAUUGCCAACCUGGCCAUGUAAUAUGGGCAGGGAUCAAGACUCGCUACACAAGCAAUAUGAUUAAUACCAAGUCGGUGAUACAUUUUGUGCUAUGUCAUGGAUGCUAAGUGCCUCCGCUUUGAACAAUUUCCUAAUUGUUCUCAUUAUCUGCCUUGGAGUAUAGAGGUGUUUUGCAGUGCUUCAACAUAGUACUGUCUCAUAGAAAUUAGAUACAGUUAACAUUCAGUAAUGUAAAUUAGAUUAUUUAUAUAUCCACUCUAUUGUACCGGAGCGUCUGUUAAACUGCUAUAUAUUUCAGUUGAUCUAAAGUAGUAUCAACUUGGCCCUGUUUAACAUGACUUAACCCGUGGCAUGCAGCUAUUUCUCUAGUUCAGUAGUGUCUACGAUAGUGUUACUAUCAUUUAAUCCUAAUAUAUUUCAUUGCAUGAUUUUCUGAAUUCCGAAUUAACACGAUUUUAGAAUUUUGAUGUGAAACAAAAAACUGGCUCCUUAUUGGCCCGACACGCUCUACCAGGCGAGGUGUUCGGGUCUUAUAAUUAUAGUAGAUGAGUAGAUUAGCGUUGAAGUUGAAGCCUCAAGCACAAGUAGAUCUACCGCCAGUUGCUUUUUACAGUUGUGUGUCACAUAUAAUGAUAACGCGCUCUCCAAUGUUUUCCAUAUCAGUUGUACAGUAUAUCUACACUAGGUUGUCCUAUCCGCUCGUUAUUAUUUACCACUGCCGAUGUGCGUAAAGCGGGCCACUUCAAAGAGUUCAGUUUCUUAGUUCUUGCACAUGAUUACACUGUUAAGGGCAGGUAUUAACUUGCAGUUAUUGUUAAGUUACCACAAGUUGGCAGCAGCGACAAAGCUCAGAGUGUAAACCUUCUUCAGUCUCGUUGUUAUUAGGAAAGCCUUCAUCGUCUGAGUAGUUUACCUAGAGAUUUUUCAUCAUGGUAUAUAAUCACAAAACUGAAAUAACAAUCUUAACAAUACUGAUAGACCCUGAGCUAUUUAUUGCUGCUGUUACACUUAAUUUCUUCUCUGUAAGUUAAUUAUUCACUUAUCUUCCUGUAAUUCCUUCUUCUCAACAAUAAUAUAUGGAAAACACACACACAAAAAAUAAUAAUAAUAAUGCAAAAUGGUUAUUACCUGUUACGUAAUCUUCUACUUUGUACCUCCGAGUUUUGGUGUGAUAUUACCACCAAUUUUGUUACAUUAGUAUUAGGAAUAUAGUUACAAUACCCAGAUUAUCCCUUACAAUAGUUCAUAAGUUUGUUCUCACUUAUCUGGUGAUGACUGUAUAUCACCCAAAUAUAAGUAUGUGCUUUACAAAGUUUGUGAUAUAAAUAUAAUUUAUAUCUAGUUCUGAAUAUGGUUAGGAUGAUGUUCUUUGUGGAGGUGACGGUAAAGUGCUAGGUUCACCCUCCCCAUGUAAGGAAUGAAGGUAAUUGUCACAGUGUAUGGGAGGUGUGUUGAUAUGAACCACGUGUUGAUUGUGAUAGUCCACUGUUGUAAUGGUCCACGUGUUGUAAUAACCUUAUAACAUUGUGGGAUCGUCAACAACACCAGCAGGAAGCCACACACUCUCACCCCAAGUUACAUUAUAUAUUUCAAGAUGUGAACCAAGAAAUACCGAUUUAUGAACACCUAAUUACAUGCUGUUAUAAUAAUUUAUCUGUACUUGAACUUAAUACACGAGAUUAUCAAUUA
This is a messenger RNA of Homarus americanus (American lobster), 3508 nucleotides long. It is a transcript of the gene Hk, whose product is annotated as voltage-gated potassium channel subunit beta-2-like. Gene Ontology annotation, biological process: regulation of potassium ion transmembrane transport; potassium ion transport. Gene Ontology annotation, cellular component: voltage-gated potassium channel complex; cytoplasm. NCBI's taxonomy places the organism in Eukaryota, Metazoa, Arthropoda, Malacostraca, Decapoda, Nephropidae. The record is from RefSeq and is a predicted model, not a curated record. Gene Ontology annotation, molecular function: voltage-gated potassium channel activity; transmembrane transporter binding; potassium channel regulator activity.